AUGUCUCGCGGCAAGCGCAAAGGAAAAUCGGUCUUUUUGGGGCUUGAUCAAUUCCUCGCAGAAGAAGAUCUAUAUGGCGCCGGGUUCGUUGGAGCACCCGCCGAAACAGGUGCCGAGCCUCUCGUUGUGCCAGAGCCUGGCCCGAGCUCCGAGUACUACGACAACGAGUUCGAGGACCAAUGGGAAGGCGAAGAGCUGGCCUGGGUCCGCUCGCAACGCAAGGGCAUUUUGCCACAGGAGCGCACCGAUCCGCUGCCAAUUCCCCACGACUACAACCUGGCCCACAUCCGUCUGCGCGAGCGAUUUCCACCCUGGAAUCCGCCAACCAGCAAAAUUCCGCCGGCAGAGUAUUUUCGUGUGAACAUCAAGGAGGAACCGACCGGCGGUAACGCACCCGGAGGAAGCGGUGAAAAGAUUGAUCCCAAGCGACUUGAUGGGCUCGUUUCCGCUUUUGUGAGGUGUGUCUUCAAUUCGCGCACGCAUGAGCAUUUGGAGGUGCGCAAGCAGCUUUUCGACGAAAUGAAGUACCUGAGCCGAUCUACCACCUACCCGAUGGGACCAUCUUUGGCGGCCUACUUCGCAAAAAACGACGCGAACGGCAUACAGCGAGUGUUUUUCGAAUACGAAAACUCAAGCGAAGCACUGCCGUUUGCACAGAUCAGAAACCCGCCUCGGAAAUCGUUCCAAACGAAGCGGUUGGACUGGUCUAAAGAAGCCCAGAGCGCCUUCGAGACAAAAAGCCAUGGGAUCCCCGGACGUAUCGACAACACUGUCAUAGAAGUGGCCGUUCCCGGACAGGAGUUUAAGUUGCAAAUCGGUACUGGCGGCUCGUGCGAGUUUAUGCCGCCUGAUGCCCCGGGAUGUUCGUACCUGUGGACCCCGGAUGAGAGCAUUUCUCGUGAGCACAACGAAACUGGAAUCGCGCCCUACAAACUGAGCCCGCCCGAGCACCGUCGAUUGAUGCUGCGCGAAAAGAAAAAUCUCGGCUUGGACCCGGAGGAAGACGAUGAGGGCCAUCUUACCACGCUCUUCACGUUCAACAACCCUGCCGCCGGAACGGAGUUUCGGGAGCGACAGCCUCAAGCCUACAAGGCACCACCCGAUUUUCUGAUCGGCAAAUACGUCAUGGAGAAGUUCAAGGGCACCGAGGUGAAAUUGCGGCUCCGUUGGCAACGUCGUCCGAUAAGCAGUGCGACACUGGUGUUGUCCGACCCGUCGCUGGUGCUCUACGCCUGCGACCUGAUCAAAAAUUCUUCCAGUGCCUUCGCGCGUCCACUCUACAAUUCAAACACCGGAAGGCUGGUAAUCUGCCGUCUCCCAACGUGGCUCCGUAAACCGGAACAAGUGGAAGAGUGGGCAUGCUCGAUACUGGGACCUUGCAAGGUGAAAAUCGCCCGAACUAUCAUCAGACGGAACGACGAUCAAGAACUAUCCGAAUGGUUGACCGACACGCUCUCCUACCUACUCUCCCAACUAUUCGUGCGUUCCGGCGAGCAUGUUGGCGCGUAUGGCAGGGAGCAGCUCGUCAGCUUGGAGCAGUACUGCAAUGACUACCAACGCUUUCCCUGGAAGUUCACCUUUAACUCGUGGAAAAACGAAAACGAGGUCACGAUUCACUUCCAAAACCCGGCGCAAGGCUACGCCAUAGUCGACGAGCUGCUUCGUGUCCGGGACAUCGACAACCUGAGGAUGAACCCGUCGGACAGAUUCGGGCCCGAGUACUUGCCACAAUAUUCGAUCGAGUGUGAGGUGCCGCGGGCGUUGCGUGUCCUCUGCAACGACGAUAUUUGGGAGCUGAGCAGAGAAAUACAAGCCGAGUGCAAACCCCCGGAGCAAUGGGCCAGGAUCGGAGAGCCGGAGUUCCAAAACCACAACAACCUGCGCACGAGUCGAAUUGCCGUCUACGGAUGGCCAAAAAGCUUUGUCGACGAGCGAUACCAAAAACUGCAUGCCAUUUUCGCGCCCGAGGUUUACAAGGUGGCGCCCGACGACGAGGCCGGAAACUGGCUAUUUUAUGGAUACGGCGCUGCAUGCCUGGACAAGCAUCUGAAGAAUUCGGAUCUUUUCCGCAAAACGGCGGUCGACAUUGACGCGACCCGGCGCAAGAUUUCGAUCUGGGGAAACCGAAAGGGCAAACUCGAGGCCUUGAGGCGUAUCCGGGAAUUGGCGCGGAACCGAAAUUGCGUCUCGGGCAUCAUGGGGAUCAGCGUGGCGCCGCCCCGUUUCCCGCGCGGUUUUCCGAUGCUGCUCAACCUACUCGACGCAUUCGAACACUGCGGCAUUUCCGGAAUUGCGCAGUUCAUUGGAGGCAGAAGACGACUCGAGCUCGACUUUGAUCCGGUCGGCUGGGCGGUGUCGAUCAACGGCACUGUCAGCGACUACGAGAACUUGGUGCGAAUUGUCGACGGGCUGGACGAAGAGCUCUGGCGUGAAUUUGCCCUGAAUGAACAACACUCGCGGGACAAAAAUUCGAAUCGGGCACCCUCACGCACGUCUUCGCGACCGCUCUGCCACAUCUGCACGCAGCCGCUGAGCGACGACUUCUACAAGUUGGAGCGGUGCGGGCACGUCUUCUGCCGUCCAUGUUUGAACCAUCAGGUACUCUAUGCCGAGACCAGCCGCGACGCCGUCCCAUUCUACUGCGUCCACCCCGACUGCAAGGAGGACAGCCGGCUCGCCUCAAGUGAUGUAUUGUACCUACUCCUCGGCGCUGGUGGCGGCUUCAUGUUGGAAGAGCGUGCGUGGUGGCUGGACGGCGAGAAGCUCGAAAAGUUCACCCUGGCGUCGCUCGACCGGCUGAAGUACCAACGCAACUCCAUCUACUUUGGCUGCGUCACGCCGAGCUGCAACGGCGUCUUUCAGAAACUCGCCGCCGUCGUGCCGCUCCCGCCCGGUCUUGAACAAUCGGUGAAAAAGAUCGAAACGACUGUCCAGUGCAAAGCCUGCUCCCGCGAGCACUGCCGACUAUGUGGCGUCGAGGUUCAUCCGGAAUUCGGCUGCGACGAGUACCGCAUGCUCAGAGCCGACCCGGAUCGCUCGCUGUCCGUCUACGCGGAGAAGAAGGGCAACAAAAUCUCGGCGUGCCCCGGUUGCUCGGCGAUCAUCGAGAAGGCCGAGGGCUGCAACCACAUGGAGUGCUUCAAAUGCAAACUACACUUCUGCUGGCUUUGCAAGCAUCGGGGAAACGGCCCGCCGGACAUCUACAAACACCUUGCCGAGGUUCACGGCGGAGCCAUGGAUGGACAGGUCGAAUGGAGAUUCGGACCCGACGGCCAACUUCUGCAAGCACCACCUGAUGAGCUGGACGACGACGACGAGGACUUCAUUGUA
Molecule: messenger RNA, 3330 nt
Organism: Mesorhabditis spiculigera
Lineage: Eukaryota; Metazoa; Nematoda; Chromadorea; Rhabditida; Rhabditidae
Source: the annotation of a GenBank genome assembly